Cavia porcellus (domestic guinea pig) is the source of this 3128-nucleotide messenger RNA. It is a transcript of the gene Brdt, whose product is annotated as bromodomain testis associated. Gene Ontology annotation, cellular component: nucleus; chromatin. Gene Ontology annotation, biological process: chromatin remodeling; regulation of DNA-templated transcription. The record is from RefSeq and is a predicted model, not a curated record. NCBI's taxonomy places the organism in Eukaryota, Metazoa, Chordata, Mammalia, Rodentia, Caviidae. The transcript is spliced from 18 exons.
CCCAGACACGGCCAGCCGGCUAUCCUGCGGCAGCCAUUUGGACUGGAGCUACUGACGACGUCCGGCAAACGGAGCCUCUGCCCCGUACUACUUCGUCGAGUGCAAGCAGGAAGAGACAAACCGAUAAGGUCCUUUUCGUAAAAGAGCAUAUACUUGUAGAGAGCACUAGAGCAUCCAGAUUUGAAGCAGUCAGGAAUGUCCCUGCCAAGUCGACAAACAGCUAUUGUUAACCCGCCUCCACCAGAAUACAUCAAUACUAAGAAAAAUGGGCGGCUGACAAAUCAACUGCAGUAUCUACAAAAAGUUGUCCUGAAGGCGUUAUGGAAACAUGGCUUUUCCUGGCCUUUUCAACAGCCUGUGGAUGCUGUGAAACUGAAUUUACCUGAUUAUUAUACCAUUAUUAAAAACCCAAUGGAUUUGAAUACAAUUAAGAAACGAUUGGAGAAUAAAUACUACGUGAAGGCUUCGGAAUGUAUAGAAGACUUCAAUGUAAUGUUCUCAAAUUGUUAUUUGUACAAUAAGCCUGGAGAUGAUGUUGUUCUCAUGGCACAAGCUCUGGAGAAGUUGUUUGUGCAGAAAUUAUCUCAGAUGCCACAAGAAGAGCAAGUUGUGGGCAAAGAAAGAAUAAAGAAAGGUAAGUGAGGAGAGUUAAAUCAUAAUGCAUCAGUUUCUUCUGUUAAAGGAAAACCCUCCCCCAAAGCAACAGAAAUUUUAUUUAAGCAGCAAGAGAUUUCCUCUGUACUUUCUGAGAAAUCCAUCUUUCCUUUAAACAUGGCACAAGGAGCUCAGCUCUACUCUAGCUCACAAACUGUGGUCCAGGCUACCAGAGGUGUGAAGAGAAAAGCAGAUACAACAACUCCUACAACCUCUGUAGUUAAAGGAAAUAAUGAAUCUUCUACACCACCUGUGGAAAAAAAACAAGCCAGAAUGCCACCAGUAAAAGAAAAUGAAUUGAAAAAUGUUUUGCCGGAUUCUCAGCAGCACUGUAAAAUGGGAAAGAGGAUCAAAGUAACUGAACAACUAAAACACUGCAAUGAAAUUCUUAAAGAAAUGCUUUCCAAGAAACAUUUUUCAUAUGCAUGGCCCUUUUAUAAUCCUGUUGAUGUUAAUGCUCUGGGAUUACAUAACUACUAUGACAUUGUCAAAAAUCCAAUGGAUCUUGGAACUAUUAAGAAAAAAAUGGACAACCAAGAAUAUAAGGAUGCAUAUGAAUUUGCUGCAGAUGUAAGAUUAAUGUUCAUGAAUUGCUACAAAUACAAUUCUCCAGAUAAUGAAGUAGUGGCAAUGGCUAGAAUGCUUCAGGAUGUUUUUGAAAUGCAUUUUGCCAAAAUUCCUGAUGAACCUAUUGAGAGCACUCCUGUAUGUAACAUCACAACAGGCACUACAAAAACCCUUAGUAAAGAAAGCAGUGGUGAAGCUUCCUCUGAAGAUAACUCUUCAGAUGAUUCUGAAGAUGAACAAGUUAAGCGUCUUGCAAAGCUUCAGGAGCAGCUUAAAGCUGUUCACCAACAACUACAGGCUUUGUCCCAAGUACCUUUCCAUAAGCUAAAGAAAAAAAAUGAGAAGACUAAAAGAAGGAAAAAAAGAGAAACUAUUAAUAACAAAGAUGAAAACCCAAGGAAAAAUUUUCAACUAAAGGAAAAGUCCAACAACAAUCAACCAAAGAAGAGGAAGCAAGAGGUCUUUACUUCUAAAUCUGAAGAUGAAGAUAAUGCCAAGCCUAUGAACUAUGAUGAGAAAAGGCAGUUGAGUUUGGAUAUAAACAAACUCCCGGGAGAUAAACUGGGCCGAGUAGUUCAUAUAAUACAAUCAAGAGAACCCUCACUGCAAAGUUCCAAUCCUGACGAGGUGGAGAUAGACUUUGAAACACUGAAACCAUCAACACUGAGAGAACUAGAAAAAUACGUUGCAACAUGUCUAAGAAAAAGACCACUAAAACCCCAUGAUAAGAAAGUAAUGAAGUCCAAAGAAGAAAUUCAUUCCCAGAAGAAACAAGAGCUAGAAAAGCGGUUACUGGAGGUCAACAAUCAGUUAAAUUAUGGAAAACGUCAAGCAAAAUCUGAGAAGCCACAGUCAUCCACAGCGGUUGGAAUUGGAUCCCGCUUGAGUGAAAGCAGCAGUAGCAGCAGCAGCAGCAGCAGUAGCAGCAGCAGCAGCAGCAGCAGCAGCAGUAGCAGCAGCAGUAGCUCUGCUGGGUCUGAAAGCAGCAGCAGUGAUUCCAGCUCUUCUGACAGCAGUGACUCAGAACCAGAAAUAUCUUCUAAACUUACUGGAAUAAAGCACAGUGAUUCAUCUCCUAAUGAGAAUAUAAAGAUUCAGUCUUCCAUGCAAGACAAGCCCUCUGCUAAAACUGCCUCUGUUCACCAGACUGCACAUUUAUGUGGAAUGCCACUGAAUCACAAGUUAGCAUUCAGUCCUCAAGAAUCAGAAAGUGUACAGACUAUAAAAAAUAUACCUGUACAAAUGCAACUUCCUUCAGGUGAUUCCAAGCAACUCUCCAAUGGCCCAACUGUGAUGUGUCCAUCUGUUAAUAAUGAUACAGUGGUGUUAGAAUCUGAACAUCAGGUUCCUGUGCAGAAGGAUAUAAAGAUUAAGAAUGUGGACUCUUGGAAAAGUCUAGGCAAACCGGUGAAAACAUCAGGCACUCUGAAAUCUUCAGAUCAGCUCUUUAACCAAUUUCGAAAAGUGGCAAUAGAAAAAGAAGUGAAAGCUCGAACACAAGAAUUAAUAAGGAAACAUCUGGAGCAAAAUGCAAAGGAACCAAAAGUGUCUCAAGAAAAUCAAAGGGACCUUGGAAACAGAUUUACUCUAGAAUUUCUUUCAAACCAACUGCAAAACAAAUGCCUUGGAGAAAAGCAAAAAGAAUAUCAGCAGCCACUAGAAGAAGCUCAAGAUAAACGCAAGCUCUGGCUUCUCAAAGACCGAAAUUUAGCAAGGGAGAAAGAGCAAGAGAGGAGGAGGAGAGAAGCAAUGGCGGGUACCAUCGAUAUGACUCUUCAAAGCGACAUUAUGACAAUGUUUGAAAACAACUUUGAUUGAAACUAAGCUUUUAAAUUAACCAUCAUCUUUAAAUGAGUGAUAUGAAAGAUUAAAAUGCAUAUGGUAAAAUGAUUGCUUUCAAAACUGAA